UGUUCUCUUCAGUUUUUUCUGUUUCAACUAAUUUCCAGCUCGAAAUACUCUCUAUUUUACGGUGCAAGAGAGGACAGUGGGAGUUAGAGCACAGAGGCAGCGGCGGCGGCGGUGGAGGAUAAAGAAUUAUGGCUGGACUGGAGGGGAAGGUCACUGGAGGAUACGCCGACGUGGGCUGUCGCCGUCGUGUGUUUUGUACUGGUUGCGGUUUCCAUUGUCAUCGAGCAUGUCAUCCAUUUAAUUGGAAAGUGGUUGAAGUCGAAACACAAAAGGGCUCUGUAUGAAGCACUGGAGAAGGUGAAAUCAGAGUUGAUGCUGCUAGGAUUCAUAUCGUUGCUGCUGACAGUAGGGCAAGGUCCAAUUUCAGACAUAUGCAUAUCCAAGAAGGCCGGAGCCACGUGGCACCCAUGCAGCAAGAAGCAAGAGCAAUAUUCCAAGUAUCCGGAGUCCUCCAAGAAUAUUGGCGACGACACCCGCCGGAAACUCCUCAGCGCCGACGACGGCAACUUUCGGCGGAUGCUGGCGGCCGGGGGUUUUUUUAAAAAAAAAAAAAAAAAACAUUGAAAUUAUUUAAAAAUAAUAAUAAUUAAAAAAGUGAAAUUGAAACGUGCACUGCAGGGUAAAGUGGCGUUUGUGUCAGCAGACGGGAUACAUCAGCUGCAUAUAUUCAUAUUUGUUUUGGCUAUUUUUCAUGUCCUCUAUUGUAUUCUCACCAUGGCUUUGGGAAGAGCUAAGAUGAGCAGCUGGAAGGCAUGGGAAAUAGAAACAAGAACAGCUGAGUACCAAUUCUCACACGAUCCGGAGAGAUUUAGGUUUGCAAGAGAAACAUCGUUCGGGAGGAGGCACUUGAGCUUUUGGAGCAAAACUCCCGUUUUACUGUGGAUUGUUUGUUUUUUCAGACAAUUCGUAAGAUCUGUUCCAAAAAUCGAUUAUCUAACUCUGCGUCAUGGAUUCAUAGUGGCACAUUUGGCACCCCAAAGCCACGCCAAAUUCGACUUUCAAAAGUAUAUCAAUCGGUCACUCGAAGAGGACUUCAAAGUGGUCGUUGGAAUUAGCCCACCAAUAUGGCUUUUUGCUGUGCUGUUCCUACUCUUCAAUACUCAUGGUUGGUAUUCAUAUCUUUGGCUUCCCUUCAUCCCAUUGAUUAUAAUAUUAGUGGUAGGGACGAAGUUGCAAGUGAUAAUAACGAGAAUGGGAGUGAGAAUUCAAGAGCGGGGCGAGGUGGUGAAGGGCGUGCCCGUGGUUCAGCCUGGAGACGACCUUUUCUGGUUCAAUCGCCCUCGGCUCAUUCUCUACCUCAUCAAUUUUGUACUCUUUCAGAAUGCGUUUCAGCUGGCUUUGUUUGCAUGGACUUGGUAUGAAUUCGGGUUGAAAUCGUGUUUUCAUGAACAUGUGGAGGAUAUCGUUAUCAGAAUCACUAUGGGGAUUCUCAUACAGAUACUUUGCAGCUACGUCACUCUCCCACUUUAUGCCCUCGUCACUCAGAUGGGGUCAACUAUGAAACCAACCAUAUUCAACGAACGAGUGGCCGCUGCCUUAAGGAACUGGCACCACACGGCCAAGAAACACAUCAAGCAAACCAAGCACUCCGCCCCUACCACGCCCACGUCGACCCGCCCGCCCACACCGUCCCACGGCUUCUCGCCUGUCCACCUCCUCCGCCAUCACCGGAGCGAAAUGGAUAGCUUCCAAACGUCCUCAUGGAAAUCAAACUCCAACGUGGAUCGUUGGGACAUAGAGGGCUCGCCCUCCACCACUCGCUCCCACCAAGGCAAUGGUUCGUCGCCGUCUAGUCAUCACCACCGCGCCGAGGUAGAGCAUGAGGUACUGGAGCUCCAACAUGAGCUGCCCGGCUCCUCCGCUCGGGUGAGGCCGCCGUUGUCAGUACAGGUGCCACAUGAUGAGCAGCAUGAGAUCAAUAUACACAACGAGGACUUUUCGUUUGAUAAGAGUAAUGUUGGGGCUAAUAAGGUUUAGGAUUGCCACAAAAGUCAUACUUGUUUUCUUGGCCCAAAUGAUGGGUAAAGCUGGGGAAAAUGGAUUACGGAGAAGGCCUUGUUCAUGUUUCUUGAGAACAUUAAUAUGCCUAAAGGAAAAUGGAAAAGAAAGAAAAUAAAUAGGGGCUAAUUUUAAUGAAA
Molecule: messenger RNA, 2138 nt
Organism: Sesamum indicum (sesame)
Lineage: Eukaryota; Viridiplantae; Streptophyta; Magnoliopsida; Lamiales; Pedaliaceae
Source: RefSeq, a predicted model, not a curated record